CCUAGCUGGAUUUAUUUCUGGAAUCACCAUGAUAUCAUGCUAUCACAUGGACAUCCAUAGCUCUGUAGGAGAGAGGGCGGUACUCCUGCUUUGUCGCUGCCACUAAAAAUAGGCUGAGCCAGCUCUAGGCACAGAUAGCAGACUGUGGGCAGUAGUGCUUGGCCGUCAUGUGCCAGUCGGUGCUGCCUGCAACUCCCCCUUAUCCGGAGCCAUCAAGAGUACUUAAUUUGCGAUCGUGUGAACAUUUCUGCUCUGCAUCUACAGAGCAUUUCCGCUAUCACUCACAUAGACACACUACUCCAACAUCUCGGACGACUGCGAUGGCUGCUACCGACUCGAAUACCUACAUCCUCCGCUACUUUGACAUCGUCGGAAUCGCGGAAACUGCCCGUCUUAUGCUCAUCCUCAGCGGCGCCAACUGGAUCGAGGAGAACCCAGAGUGGCCGGCUGCCAAGGACCAGCAGCCGAUGCGUCGUCUGCCCGUCCUAAUCGAGAAGAACCCUGCCGGAGAAGUGGUCCUUGAGCUCACCGAGUCGCAUGUCAUCGAGCGCUAUCUUGCUCGAAAGUUUGGAUUCAUCUCUGCCGAGCCUGCUGCUGCCGCCAGACAUGAGCAGCUGCGCGAUCAGAUGGUCGAUAUCCAGUUCUCUCCUGUAUAUGCAAUCGAGAGCGAGGGAGCUGCCCGCGAGUACUUCCUUAAUAAGUACUCCUCGCUGUCCGAGUGCUUGAUCAAGUUCCACACCAAGGUCCUGCAGGCAAAUGGCAGCAACGGCCAUUACUUUGGAGACAAGACAUCUUAUGUUGACCUGGCGCUGUACGCAUUCGUCAGCUUCCUCCGCACUCUAGCUGAGGACAAGGGCAUGCAGUUUGCCGAGGUCUUUGACCCAGAAAACGUGCCCGAGUUCGCCAAGGUUGUUGACACGGUCAGGGCCGAGCCAGCGCUGCAAGAUCACUUUGCGGGCAAGCGUAGGCGUGCGUCACGGCUUUAGCUGUUUCUUUGAC
Linderina pennispora is the source of this 999-nucleotide messenger RNA. RefSeq lists its product as uncharacterized. Lineage: Eukaryota; Fungi; Kickxellomycota; Kickxellomycetes; Kickxellales; Kickxellaceae. The record is from RefSeq and is a predicted model, not a curated record. The transcript has a single exon. Bases 321 to 986 code for a protein of 221 amino acids. Gene Ontology annotation, biological process: glutathione metabolic process. Gene Ontology annotation, molecular function: glutathione transferase activity.